CCCGCGUCGUUCAGUUCCGGCCCAAGGCUGCAGCGCUGGAGUUCAAUCCCAGUUUACUCUGAACCAUGUCUCCCGUCCCCUCGAAAUCCGCCGGCUUGCGCCGGGUGUUCGUGGUGGGGGUUGGCAUGACUGAGUUUGUGAAGCCUGUAGAUAAUUCAAGAGACUAUCCUGACUUGGCAGAAGAAGCAGGCCAGAAGGCUUUAGCUGAUGCACAGAUCCCUUAUUCAGCCGUGGAACAGGCAUGUGUUGGAUAUGUUUAUGGUGAUUCUACCUGUGGGCAGAGGGCUGUCUAUCACAGUUUGGGACUGACUGGAAUUCCUAUAAUCAAUGUCAACAAUAACUGUUCCACUGGUUCUACUGCUUUGUUCAUGGGCCGGCAGCUGAUUCAGGGAGGUGUGGCAGAUUGUGUUUUGGCUCUUGGGUUUGAGAAGAUGGACAAGGGGCCCUUGGGAGUUAAAUUUCCAGAUAGGACCAUUCCACUUGAUAAACAUCUUGAGGUCAUGGUCAAUAAAUAUGGAAUGUCUGCACACCCAGUGGCUUCUCAGAUGUUUGGACGUGCUGGAGAAGAGCACAUGGAAAAAUAUGGGACAAAAAUUGAACACUUUGCAAAAAUUGGGUGGAAAAAUCAUAAGCAUUCAGUUAAUAACCCAUAUUCCCAGUCCCAGAAGGAGUACAGUUUAGAUGAAGUGAUGGAAUCUCGAGAAGUUUUUAAUUUUUUGACUGUCUUACAAUGUUGUCCCACUUCAGACGGUGCUGCCGCGGCAGUUUUGGCUAGUGAAGCAUUCGUCCAGAAAUACGGCCUGCAAUCUAAAGCUGUGGAAAUUUUGGCACAAGAGAUGGUGACUGAUUUACCAAGCUCGUUUGAAGAAAAAAGCGUUAUCAAAAUGGUUGGUUUUGAUAUGACUAAAGAAGCUGCCAGAAAGUGCUAUGAGAAAUCUGGCCUGAGACCAAGUGAUAUAGAUGUAAUAGAACUUCAUGAUUGCUUUUCUUCAAAUGAACUCCUUAGUUAUGAAGCACUGGGACUCUGUCCAGAAGGACAAGGUGGAAAACUGGUUGAUAGAGGAGAUAAUACUUACGGAGGAAAGUGGGUCAUAAAUCCUAGUGGUGGAUUGAUUGCAAAAGGACACCCACUGGGAGCCACAGGUCUGGGUCAGUGUGCUGAACUCUGCUGGCAGCUGAGAGGGGAAGCCGGAAAAAGGCAAGUUCCUGGUGCAAAGGUUGCUCUGCAGCAUAAUAUAGGCCUUGGAGGCGCUGUGGUUGUAACGGUGUACAAGAUGGGUUUUCCUGAAGCAGCCAGAACUCAUCAAAUUGAGGCUGUUCCAACCAGUUCUGCAUUUGAUGGAUUUAAGGCAAAUCUUGUCUUUAAAGAGAUUGAGAAGAAGCUUGAAGAGGAAGGGGAAGAGUUUGUGAAGAAAAUCGGUGGUAUUUUUGCCUUCAAGGUGAAGGAUGGCCCUGGGGGUAAAGAAGCCACCUGGGUGGUAGAUGUGAAGAACGGCAAAGGAUCAGUGCAUCCUAACUCAGGGUCUCACAAGGCUGCAAUCAAGGUGUUGACGAGGGCUGAGUUCUCAUCUGGAGGCUUGACUGGGGAAGGGCCCACAUCGAAGCUUCCUCAGAUAAGAAGGCUGACUGCACAAUCACAAUGGCUGACUCGGACUUACUGGCUUUAAUGACUGGUAAAAUGAAUCCUCAGUCGGCCUUCUUUCAAGGCAAAUUGAAAAUCACUGGCAACAUGGGUAUGGCUAUGAAGUUACAAAAUCUUCAGCUUCAGCCAGGCAAAGCUAAGCUGUGAAGAACUCCCUAUGGCUACUUUUGAAAAUCAAGAUGAAACACAUAGAAAUAUAUCCAUAUAUUUCCUUGUUGGAAAUUAGAUUGAAACUAAGUAAGCAUUGGCAAAUAGCCUGGGGUAGAUUUGUUUUUAAAUGAGUGUGACCAAUCCUGUUUUUCCUAAGCUCUGGGUGAAUAGAGCCUGGUGGUGUACUACUGCUUUGCUGAAUUAUAUACAACUGUGCAUUACAAAGUUAAUAUGGUAAUUAUGAUUUGAGGUAACAUUGAGUUUCAGAAUAAAAUUAGGAACAGUAAAAGCCAAAAACUGUGUAAACAAAAGCUCUCAUUUUGCUUACAGAGUAUAUUUAAGGAUUAUUAUGCUGAAGAUUCAAUUUAAGAGUUUUUCUUGGGAGAACUAGGGAAGAAACAGUAUACCAGUAGCUGACCAGUAGUUAGAGUUGUACACUUAAUGACCUUAAUCUGUUUUCCAUUAAUAGUUUUUAAAAUUCUGUACUGGGAUUUUUUUUUUAAAAAGCACUUUUUAAUUUUGUAUUUUAUGCACUCAAAAUGGUAUUUUCUUCCCAAAUCAAAAUAAAAGAAAUAUGAUUAGAGCUUGGGGGAAAAACAUCUAUAGGUGAACACAGGCUUAUUUUUAAAAUGAAAAUAUUUUAGAAAUGGGUUUCCUUCUUGAAAAAAUCAGUGUAUUUGAGUCAUAAAACAACUAUUGUGAAAAAUAACUGAACAAAUAAAAUUUGCUUUGAGAUGCAGUUUUCAAAUUAUAAUCUAUUAAUUUAACUAAAUUUGUAAAGCUCUCAGUUUUUUGUUAUAAUUUUCCUUUUUCAUGUACAUUUAGUUUAAUCGAUUGUCCUCAUCUUUUUUCUUGUUUUUCUAAUGCUGACGUUACUAUUUCUUAUCACUCAAUGAGAUACGGGAUAAAAUAAUGCUUUCGGAAGAAUAUUUAAUAGAAAAGUAAAAUAACUCUGCCUGAUCUUCUUUGUUUUUAUUGUGUUAUGUUCUUUUUGCUCAGAGUUUUGAGGAUUUUCUAGAUAACAGAGCCUAAAGGGAAGCUGGGGGAUUUAUAAGCUGUGGGUUUUCUAGACAUUCUGGUCAUUAUGUUGACAGACUCAGCCGGUCUUGAUUAGGGUGGCGGCAUGGCGUAGCAGGAAGAGCGCUUGACUAGCAGCUAGGGAACUUGUUCUCUUAGGCAAAUAAAUAACUGCCUGCCUCGGCCUGUUUGCUAAAGAGAAAAAGAGGGGGUGGUGUUAAAUAGAUGGUCUCUAAGGUCCUUCAGCAGUGUACAGGGUCACUACGAGUCAGAAGAGACUUGACAGCACCUAACAACGAGGUCCUUCUAGCUCUAAUAAUCAGCGCCAGCAGAACUGUUUGGGAGUUAACCAGGCCCACCUUUCUGUUGUUAACGUGUAACUUCACUCACAGGUGGCCAGAGGUAAAAAGUCACUUGGGUUUAUUUGUUUAUUUGUUUUAUUGGAGCCUGUGCUGAUCAAGCCCACACUGUGAUGAGACCACUUAGCUUUGCAUGUUCUGUGACCAGCAGAACAGCAUUUGGUGAUGCGGCAAGAGGGUGAAUUAAGCCAGUAUUAAAUUGGUCUUAAUUGCCACAAAAUAAACUCAGAACACAUUCCCUACCUCCUAAUUAUAGUAGCUUCUUAAUGAGAAGAAAAAGACUUCAAGGAAAAAGUUCAGAUGAAAUGUUUGAUUUGUCAUGGUUUUGAUUUGUAGCAUCAUACUGCCCUCACUUGUCCUGGAUAACAAUGGAUACCUGAAAUAGGAUGAGUUUACAAAACAAAAACAAACAAAAAAGAAAAGUAAAAACUGGUACUUGGAGUAGAAAUAUAUUCAUAUGUGAGUGUAAUUUAUGUGUACAAUAGAAAGGUACUUGGUGAUGGUAUAUAGUAGCAGUUUACCUCCUAGGGAAGGAAACAAACAGAUUUGGGUUAACACUACUGCUGUCACUAGCUCUGUAACUUAAGCAGGUUGAGCCUCAGUUAUGUCAUCUAUAAAAUGAAGAUAUUAAUAUUGACCCUCUAGGAUCAUGGGAUCUAGAGAGAUAAUAUAUGUAAAGCACCAAACACAGUGCUAGGUACAUUGUCAUUCAGUAAAAUGUUGGUUCCCUUACUAUCCCCACCACCAACUGCUACCACCUGUCACCUCUGUGCUAUGUGAUAUGAUGUCUGUAGUGUUAUGUCCCACUUUUUGAAUUUUUUUCAUUUGUUCAUUUAUUCAUUCCAUUCACGACUAUUUAUUGAGUGCCUGCUACAUAUAAGGUACAAUGGUAGGUACUGGAGAUAGUGGUGAGUUCCUCCCCUGGUUGUGCUUACAGUCCUAUGAAAAAGACAAACAUUUAAUCAAAGAGACAAAAAAUUAUAGACUGUGACAUGCCAUGUAGGAAAUGGUCACAGUACUGUGACAGA
Messenger RNA from Trichechus manatus latirostris (Florida manatee), 4196 nucleotides. It is a transcript of the gene SCP2, whose product is annotated as sterol carrier protein 2. NCBI's taxonomy places the organism in Eukaryota, Metazoa, Chordata, Mammalia, Sirenia, Trichechidae. Gene Ontology annotation, molecular function: acyltransferase activity, transferring groups other than amino-acyl groups. The record is from RefSeq and is a predicted model, not a curated record. Bases 66 to 1667 code for a protein of 533 amino acids. The transcript is spliced from 17 exons.